Messenger RNA from Adineta steineri, 2004 nucleotides. The record is from the annotation of a GenBank genome assembly. NCBI's taxonomy places the organism in Eukaryota, Metazoa, Rotifera, Eurotatoria, Adinetida, Adinetidae.
AUGAAUAGUAAUCAGAAAUUUAAUACGACAAAUAUUGAGAGUCAUGCAUCAGCUGUGCAUCAAAAUGCAAAUAUAUGUCAAGAAAUAAAUGAUUUACGUUUGAAACAAAUAGAACUUGAAGAAAAAUUGAAAAAUAUCGAAUAUGACGUGAUCAAACAUGAUGAAAUUGAUAAUUAUAGAAAGCAAAUUGAAAAAUAUCAAUCAGUUUUGACCUAUAAAAAUAAAUUAGAAUGUUUUCCGGGAGAAAAUCUAGAAAUUUUCCGUCUAUUUAUCUGGAAUUUAUGUUCGGAUGUAUGUAACUGGAAAUUACUCGCACAUUCUAUAUAUCAUAUUGAACAUUUAAUUAAUAAUCUUGAUAAUUAUCAAUUAAAAGAAAUUUUAAAAAAACAAUUUCAAAUUUUAUUAAAUGAUUUUAAGUUAUUUAUGAAAGAAUUAAUUAAUCUACAGAUAAAAUCAUCAACUUCUUCUGAAAUAAACUUGUCUAAUGAAAUUGAACAAUAUAUUCAGAAUCUUAAAAAUAAUAUGAUGAAUUUAAAAGAGUUAAUCUUAAUAAAUACCGAACGUUUUCAUACAAGUCAAGCAGGUACUGAUGCUAUUCAAACUCUUCUACAAGCUAUUGAUAAUAUAAAUUUUGAUUGUAAAAAAUUUAAUAAACAAGAUGAAAAUCAAAUUCGUUUAUUAGCUUUAAAACAAGAUCUAUUAGAAAAAGUUAAUAAAACAGAUUUAAUAAAAAUUAAAACUUAUAUUGAUAAUCAAAUAAAAGAAUUAAUUGAACUUAAUAAACAAAAUGCGAAACAAUUAGAAGAAAUUAAAUUAAGUAAAACUUCUACAUGCGAAGCUCGCUAUAUGCAAACAAUUCUUUCUAAUAAUCCAUUAUUAUCUCCUUAUAAGAAACAAAAUCGAGCUUACUCCUAUCAAAGUUCAAGACCAUAUAUUACUUUGGAGCUUGAUCAUAUACGUAAAUAUCAACAACAAGCAUUAUUAAAAUCACCAUAUGGUACCAUUCCACUAUAUAGACGACAAGCAUGGGCAGCAGCUAAUCUAUUUCAUGAUCAUCCGUUACAUUUAUUACGUCAUAUGCAAAAUUCACUUCGAAUGCAAAUACAUCAUUUAUUAAAUUAUGAUCUAUCUGAUCUUUGUAGCAGAAAUCAAAAACCGAAGAAAACAGAUAAAGAUUCUAACAUUAGAAUAUUUAGUACAAGUCGUGAUAUAUCAAUUGUUGGUAAUGAUAAUAAAUUAUAUCGUGGUCAAAUUGAUUCAUGUGAAAUAAUACCGUUAAAAAAUAUUAAAGAAAAAAAAUUAAAAUUAAAAGCAAAUAUAAAUGAAAAUAUUGAAAUUAAUUUUGAUCAAUUUGAUCAAAUAAAUAAAACAAUAGGUGAUGAAUAUUUAUUUGAAUAUUUAGAUUGGCAAACAAAAUUUAAUGAACAAGAUUUACCGGAUGAACUAUGCGAGGAAUUAUUUUCUCAUUGGAAAUCAAUUCUAUGUAAAGAACAACCAUGUGAUUGUAAUUCAGAAAUAAAAUUUGAAGAAAAUGAUUUAAUCAAUACUCAAACUGAUUCUACAUUAUCGGAUCAUACAAAUGAUGAUCAAUGUGUUUCUAAUGAUUUCGAAGAAUAUCCAAUAGAUGAAUCUAUGUGUCUUUGUUCACAAUAUUCAUGUGAAUGUUUAAAAGAUGAUCAAAAUGAGAUACAAGAUUCUACUUCAAAUAUUUUAUUAAAUAAUCAAUCAGAUGAUUUAACAAACGAAAUAAAUAUUCAACAGGAAUCUAAAAUAAUUUCAAAUGAUUCAAUACCAAUUGUUGAAGAAGAAAUAAUCCUAUCAGAUUGUUUUAUUAAUCAAAACGAUCAAUGGACACAACAAUUUGAUCUUUUUCAAAGUACUCAUCAACCAUUAUCUGAACAAAAUAAUAAAUUAUCCGGUUCUAUGAAUUGUACAAAUCUUGACUUAGAUGAUCCUACCGCUUUUCGACAACAAAUUCUUGAUCGUUAUCAACAAUAUAAUUAA